Molecule: messenger RNA, 399 nt
Organism: Gongylonema pulchrum
Lineage: Eukaryota; Metazoa; Nematoda; Chromadorea; Rhabditida; Gongylonematidae
Source: the annotation of a GenBank genome assembly
AUGCUACGUGAAGCGGAACGUCUCGGUCACGCUGAGCUACGGAUUCAACGGUCCGACACUGCUCUUACUGUUCAAAGAGCACUAACACAAGAUCACCCAACAAAUACGGAUCAACGCUCGUCCAUUUCAUUCGACCAGAAAAGAGCGAUUUUCGACGGCAAAUCUGUUGCGAAGGAAAGCUGUUACAAGGAAUUCUGGAAGCAAGCAUCUAAUCCGGUGCAAAAAUGGAAUACCGAUAGCAAUAUUAGGCGUCCAGGAACUGCUGCUGCUGCUGCUGCUGCUACUGUUGCUGCUGCUACUGCUACUGCUGCUGUUGGUGCUGCUUCUACUACUCCUACAACUGUAACAGUGGUACGCAGCAAUUCGGCAAUCUCAUCAAUGUCAGCGCCAGGAGUCGUC